Molecule: messenger RNA, 225 nt
Organism: Merops nubicus (carmine bee-eater)
Lineage: Eukaryota; Metazoa; Chordata; Aves; Coraciiformes; Meropidae
Gene: PFDN1
Product: prefoldin subunit 1
Exons: 2
Biological process (GO): protein folding
Cellular component (GO): cytoplasm; prefoldin complex
Molecular function (GO): protein folding chaperone
Source: RefSeq, a predicted model, not a curated record
AUAGACACGCAGCAGAAGGUGAAGCUGGCCGACAUCCAGAUCGAGCAGCUGAGCAAGACGAAGAAGCACGCCCACCUCACCGACACGGAGGUGAUGAUGCUGGUGGACGAGACCCGCAUGUACGAGGGCGUGGGAAGGAUGUUUAUUCUUCAAUCUAAAGGAGUGAUUCAUAAUCAGCUCUUAGAAAAACAGAGAAUAGCUGAAGAGAAAAUUAAAGAAUUAGAG